AUGGGGAGCGUGGGAGGCCUGUGGUCUUGGAUGCUAGCUUUGCUCUCCUUGCCUGGUUUGGUCCUAGGAGCACCCUCAGUGCCCAGAUGUUCAGGAGUCUGCAGUACCACUGUCCCAGAAGGCUUCACCCCUGAAGGGAGCCAGGACUCUCAGGACAAGGACAUCCCGGCAAUUAACCAAGGGCUCAUCUCAGAGGAGACCCCAGAAAGCAGCUUCCUGGUCGAAGGGGACAUCAUCCGGCCGAGCCCCUUCCGAUUGCUGUCAGUGACCAACAAUAAAUGGCCCAAGGGCACUGAUGGCAUUGUGGAGAUCCCCUUCCUGCUCUCUAGCAAGUAUGAUGAGUCCAGCCGCCGGGUGAUUCUGGAGGCCUUCGCUGAGUUUGAGCGUUUCACAUGCAUCCGGUUUGUCCCCUACCAGGGCCACAGAGACUUCAUUUCCAUCCUCCCUAUGUCAGGGUGCUUCUCUGGUGUGGGACGCAGUGGAGGGAUGCAGGUGGUGUCCCUGGCACCCACUUGUCUCCAGAAGGGCCGGGGCAUUGUCCUGCACGAGCUCAUGCACGUGCUUGGCUUCUGGCAUGAGCAUUCACGGGCAGACCGCGACCGCUACAUCCGCGUCAACUGGAAUGAGAUCCUCCCAGGCUUUGAAAUCAACUUCCUCAAGUCUCGGAGUAGCAAUAUGUUAGCACCCUAUGACUACUCGUCAGUGAUGCAUUAUGGGAGGUUUGCCUUCAGCUGGCGUGGGCAGCCCACCAUCAUACCACUCUGGACCCCCACUGUCCACAUCGGCCAGCGAUGGAACCUGAGCACCUCGGAUAUCACCCGGGUCCGCAGGCUGUACAACUGCAGCCGCCACAGUGUCCCUGACGCCCACGGGAGAGGGUCUGAGGCCCACAGUGACGGAAGAAGCCUCACUCCUGUCUCUCUUUCAAAUCUGCAAAGACUUCUGGAGGCACUGGCAGAAGAAUCUAGAAGCUCUGCCCCCAGUGGCUCCAGGGCUGGAGACCGGGGUAUUAUUGCCGGGCCUGUAGACAGCCAGCAUGGAUGGGAGCAUCCUGCUCAUAGCAAGUUCAGUGUGGAGGCCUUGGCAAGACCACCUCAAAGGCUAGCUGCUUCUCCGAGGUCAGGGCCUGGAGCAGGUGCAGAUGGCAUUUCUCUAGAGCAGUUCCAGGUAGUCCAAGUGCCCACUGUACCUCCGGCUCCUUUUCCAGAAGCCAGAGGCCAGCCAGCACCGAUCCAGGAUGCCAUGGAGAGUCUAACUCUGCUUCCAGGAGGUUGGGCUCUUGGAAGUCACUUUGGAGAGGUGCCCAGAGACUGA
This is a messenger RNA of Peromyscus maniculatus bairdii (prairie deer mouse), 1314 nucleotides long. It is a transcript of the gene Astl, whose product is annotated as astacin like metalloendopeptidase. Lineage: Eukaryota; Metazoa; Chordata; Mammalia; Rodentia; Cricetidae. The record is from RefSeq and is a predicted model, not a curated record. Gene Ontology annotation, molecular function: metalloendopeptidase activity; zinc ion binding. Gene Ontology annotation, biological process: proteolysis.